Seriola dumerili (greater amberjack) is the source of this 975-nucleotide messenger RNA. It is a transcript of the gene foxd7, whose product is annotated as forkhead box protein D3-like. The record is from RefSeq and is a predicted model, not a curated record. Gene Ontology annotation, biological process: cell differentiation; anatomical structure morphogenesis; regulation of transcription by RNA polymerase II. Lineage: Eukaryota; Metazoa; Chordata; Actinopteri; Carangiformes; Carangidae. Gene Ontology annotation, molecular function: DNA-binding transcription factor activity, RNA polymerase II-specific; RNA polymerase II cis-regulatory region sequence-specific DNA binding. The coding region runs from base 1 to 975 and encodes 324 amino acids. The transcript has a single exon.
AUGACAUUGGGUUUGGAAAUCAUGGAGGAUAUUGUUAUCGACGUGGUGGGGGAAGGACUCAAAGAUAACGGAGAGGAGCAACUUUUACCUUCGGAUGAGUCGCGGAGCGAGCAGGACCGCGGCACGGAGACUUCCAGCAGCCAGAGUAAAGACCGGGACACUUACAGCCCAGAACCGGCGUGUGCAACUCCUGCUAAAGCCAAAGGUCCCACGUCGGUGAAGCCUCCAUACUCAUACAUCGCUCUGAUAACGAUGGCCAUACUGCAGAGUCCAAAGAAGCGGCUCACCCUCAGCGAGAUCUGUGACUUUAUCAGCCACCGCUUCGUUUAUUACCGGGAGAAAUUCCCCGCCUGGCAGAACUCUAUCAGACACAAUCUGUCGCUCAAUGACUGCUUUGUAAAGAUGCCCAGAGAGCCCGGGAACCCCGGGAAGGGCAACUACUGGACUCUGGAUCCAAACUCCUCGGACAUGUUUGAGAACGGGAGUUUUCUGCGGAGGAGGAAGCGCUUCAAGCGGCAGCAUUUCCGCUUCGACCCGCUCAAGGAGCAGCACCUGGAGCCCAGCGGACUGCACGGCUUCCCGCACGGCGCCUACGGGCUCGGCACAGCGGCUCUGCAGCUGCCCAGUCUGGAGAUUUACCCCUACCUCCAUCACCACGCGCCCUCACCGUGCGGUCCCGCCACCAUCCCACCUGUCAGCAGCAUCCUACCGGCUCUGUCCAGCUUCUUCUCCCGCGGCGCACUCACAGCCAAAGCCUUCCUCCAUUCGCAGCCCGGCAUCGAAGCUUUCUCCCCGGCCCAGUGCACCGCGUACUCCUCUCCUCUGACCUCCAGCGCUGCCUACGCCUCCCCGGCGCUCUUCCACCCGGCGGCGGCUCCGCACUUCCUCAGUUUACACCAGGAGUAUCAGAAACUACAGACUCAUCGUGGCACCGUGGACCUGGUCAAACACAUCAACACUGCAAACAAUGAGUAA